This is a messenger RNA of Bacillus rossius redtenbacheri, 1795 nucleotides long. RefSeq names its product short-chain specific acyl-CoA dehydrogenase, mitochondrial-like. Gene Ontology annotation, biological process: butyrate catabolic process; fatty acid beta-oxidation using acyl-CoA dehydrogenase. Gene Ontology annotation, cellular component: mitochondrion. Lineage: Eukaryota; Metazoa; Arthropoda; Insecta; Phasmatodea; Bacillidae. The record is from RefSeq and is a predicted model, not a curated record. Bases 179 to 1390 code for a protein of 403 amino acids. Gene Ontology annotation, molecular function: flavin adenine dinucleotide binding. The transcript has 9 exons.
GUAGUUGAUAUUCUCACCCGCUGUGGGCCAUGAAAAAAGUUUCGUUUGAAAACAUGGAAGAUUACGUGCUCUAUACUUUCUGUUAUCUAUGCAUACAUGCUCCUUGAUUUGUUUAUUUUUCUGACAUUCCAACGGCUGAAUUUAUAUAAUUAUUGUGGUGUAUAAUUUUGUCAUUAAUAUGUUGAAGACGUUCCAUGGGGCUAUUAAACAUACUGGAUGGAGAUGUUUUUCCCUGGCUUCCCUUCCAGAAACACAUGCUAUGCUAAAAAAGACCUGCAGAGAUUUUGCAGAAGCCAAUCUUAAACCUAUUGCUGCAAAACUUGAUAAGGAACAUCUUUUUCCACGUGAACAGAUAAAAGAGAUGGGUGCACUAGGUUUAAUGGGAGUGAAUGGGUCCCCUGAAUAUGGCGGUGCCGGACUAGAUGCGCUGGCAUUUUCUGUGGCGGUUGAAGAGAUUGCUUGGGGCUGCGGCGGCACAGGAACCAUAGUGAGUGUCCAUAAUGCUCUGUACGUGAAUGUACUAGAGAAGUUUGGCACCAAACAACAGAAGGAAAUAUUUUUACCUGGAUAUUUAGAUGGCAGCAAGAUAGGUUGUUUUGCCCUGAGCGAACCAGGUAGUGGUAGUGAUGCUGGUUCAUUGCUAGCAACAGCUAACUUAGAUGGAGAUGUAUGGAUUCUUAAUGGCACCAAAGCGUGGGUAACAAGUGGAUGUGAAUCUUCAGCUGCUAUUGUCUUUGCCAAUAUUGACAGGAAGAAAAAACAUAAAGGCAUUACCGCCUUUCUUGUGCCCAUGCCUAGUGAAGGUUUGUCUCUUGGGAAGAAAGAAGAAAAAAUGGGGAUCCGUGCAUCAUCGACUUGCAAUUUGAUUUUGGAAGAUGUGAAGGUGCCAAAAAAUAAUGUUUUGGGAAAUAUUGGAGAAGGAUUUAAACUUGCAAUGACAGUAUUAGAUGGUGCUCGUAUUGGGAUUUCAUCACAAGCAUUGGGUAUUGCUCAAGCAGCUCUUGAUUGUGCUGUAGACUAUGCUGGGAAAAGGAUAGCUUUUGGUGUACCGAUUAUCAAAAUGCAGUCUGUUCAGCAAAGAAUAGCCGACAUAGCAUGCAGGCUUGAAUCAGCACGACUUCUUACAUGGAGAGCUGCGGCCCUGCAAGACAGUGGAGUAAGAUUUACAAAGGCAUCAUCUAUGGCAAAACUAGCUGCUUCAGAAGCAGCAACCUUUGCAGCCCACAGCUGUAUUCAGAUUCUGGGAGGAAUGGGAUACGUGACAGACAUGCCUGCUGAAAGACAUUAUCGAGAUGCUAGGAUCACAGAAGUGUAUGCAGGCAUUACUGACAUUCAGAAACUUGUCAUAGCUGACCUCGUCGCUAAGGAGUAUGGUAUUGAUACUAGAUAAAAUAUUAAAAUUUACUGGAAAUAAAUAUUGCUGCUGGUUUCAAAACAAUAGAUUGGGAGCAGACAGAUCUGCAAUCUACAAAGCAAAACUUGUUCUCAUUUAUUUUGUUGAUUAUACAUGAUUUAAUUUUAUUUAUGUAACAUGGCAUGAAUAAGUUCUAAGAGAUAAAUGUGAAUGACCCACAAUUUUAUAUAAAAUGUUUGAAAAAAUUAUCAUUUACUGAAUAAGUUAACCUACUUUUGUGUGCACUUACCAAUUUAUAACAAUAAUUUUUCUGAUGAAUUUAUUUUACAUAAACUGAUAACCAUCUUAAAUAUUACUAUUUAGUUAUACACAUCCAUACGCCAUUGUACAUACAAAAUUUGUUAAUCUAUAAUGCAAAUAAAAAGUUUUAUCCUUUUUACU